CGCCACAGGAAGCGGCGCAGCUGUGUCACCCGUGGGUCGUAGCUGACUUGUCUUAAAACAACUGGCCGCGGGUCGGCAACGGAGAAAGAAUAUACUAGUGUGAUCAGUAGCGCAUCAGGUCGCGCUAUGGUGAAAUUCAGGAUUAUGUUGUUAGUGGUGCUGAGCCUGGCGCUCGUAAAACAGGCUGUUGGGGGGUCAUCCGAUCCGUCUUGCCCAGAUCCCUCCGAAACGUCCGAACCUUUCUUCUCAGACUACUCCAACCCGUCGUCCGAUUCAUUCUAUACUGGAUCGUAUUCAGCGCCUUCAUCUUCCUCAUCGUCUUCAUCUGACCCGUCUUGGUCCUCGCCGUCAAGUCCUUCCUCGUCAUCAAGUUCUUCCUCGUCCUCAAGUUCUUCCUCGUCCUCAAGUUCUUCCUCGUCAUCUUACACUCAUCAUACCUCUGGCAGCCAUAUCCCAGGGGACUGCGACCCGAAUAAACCGGUGGAAGUGGGUGGCUUCUGUUGUGGGAGAUGCAAGGACUUCAAUGCGGAGUGCGUGCCAGAUGGAUGCACCAUGAAAUGUAAAUGCAUGGCCGGCUACGAGUAUGAACACAUACCGUCCUUUUGCGGAAUGUGCAAACAACAUGAUGGCGCGCUAGGUAGAAGCUGCACUGCUAAUGGCCAGUGUAAGGUGGACGGGUCCUACUGCUACAAUGGACGUUGCGAGUGUACGUCCGCACACUACAGAUACCAGGGAAAAUGUUACACCAAUGAAUUCGGAGCAGCGUGCCACAUGGACAUCAAUAUAUGUUACGGCAACAACGUCCAAUGCAUUGAAUCGAAGUGCGGCUGUGCGGCAAAUUUUUAUUUCAACCCAUUGACAAAACAUUGUGAAGGUGUAGAGAUGGAAGGUGAAUUCUGUUCCACAUGUCAAGACGAUAAUGAUUGUCUUCUCAAGGACCAACUCUGUCUCGUCAACAAAACAGAGAAGGUUUGCGGAUGUAAACCCGGUACUGCCUAUGCCGGAACUAGUUGCGUGGGUAACGAGGCUGGCGAACAUUGCUUGGUGAAAGUUGACACGUGCUAUCAGGAUGACAUGCAUUGCUCGGGUGGAACUUGUAACUGUAUGUAUGGCCAUGCUUACGACACAACGGAAAAGAAGUGCAUUGGAAAACAUAUUGACGAAUCGUGUGUCAGUUAUGGCGAUGGAACGGACUCAUGCACAGGCGAUUUUGUUUACUGCGAUGAAAAUACUUGGAAAUGCGCCUGUAAUGCCACCAAAACGAAAUAUGGAGAUGAGUGCGUGGGGGGCAACGUGGGUGACAACUGUGAUUACGAUUCUAACUCCUGCAAUGCGGAACACUCAAAAUGUAAUCCGGCAGGGAAGUGUACGUGUCCGGCAGGUUUCAUAGAGGAUGUGGUAGAAAAUCAAUGUGUGGGCAACGAUUUUUGUCACUUCUGUAAUGUUGAUGGCGACUGCUCAAGUUCCCAUGGGAUGAUGUGCAUACAGGGCAAGUGUGGCUGUGAAUCGGAUAAAUUCCGCACACGUACCGGAUGUUAUGGCAAUGCAUAUGGGGAUGAGUGUGACAGUGCUCAGAGUACAUGUGCGGGAUACGGGUUGGAAUGCAUUUACAUCGGCUUCAGCACAGUUGCUACAUGCCAAUGUGGGGCCGAAUUUGUAGAAAAUCUCUCAACGUGCUAUGGCAUACUUCUGAACGAGGAUUGCUAUGAUGAACAGACUGCAGAAGUACUAAACUCGGAAUGCUCGAACGGAACUUGGAAAUGUCAAUCAGCCUAUGCACCAAUUGAAAACGAUUUUUGCUCCGCUGGUGGAAUUGGUGAGGCAUGCGAACCCAACUCACCUUUUUGCGUCGAUCCGCUGGCCGUUUGUAAGCCGGAUGCCGCUGGUGAAUUUGUAUGCACGUGCCCCGCAGGCGGAACAACGAUAGCAUGCUAUAGCAGGCUUGGUCAACCAUGCGAAGACAACCCAUGCGCCCCAGCUCAAAACUUAGUAUGCAGUAAUGAGCUUCCUGAACCGGAGGAUUUUUGUGACCCCGUUUGCGUUUGUGCAGAUGGCUUUGUUGGCAGCAACGGUCCUCUGUCCUGUUACUGGACACAGGCAAGUGGUGACGCCUCUUGUGUUGCGCAAAAAGCGGUUACUGAAGAAUGCGAUCCAAACAUGCCGGACAUAUGUUCACCAUCUGACACGACUAUGUGUGUUGGAGUAUGUAUAUGCAAAUCGUCAGCCAUGCUUGUUGGCGGCGAGUGUGUAGGGUCUAUGGUGGAAUAUGGUGAUCCAUGCGAAUGUGAAAAGGGAUGCAUGAUGGACGAAGAGCAAUGUGGCCAAGACAAUACAUGCGAGUGUAGCCCUGGCAACGAAUUUGGUGAUCCCCUAUGUGAUCCAGUUGCUCAGCUUAUGGAACCCUGCUCACCUGAUACUGCUGGAGAUUAUUCACGAUGUAUCGGAUUUUCGGACGCUCUUAGGAGAAGUUUUUGUAAUAAUGGGGUGUGUCAGUGUGACGAAGAUGCAGGCUGGGUAAUGCAAGCCAACCCAGGUGAAACCCCUUCUUGCGAAUGUCCUGAUGGAGCAACAUGCGUAGCUGCCCAAGAUCCGACACCGCCGUAAAGGGUCGAUUUGGCACGACACUUUUAAAUAAUCGUGUUGAGUUGUGACGCCGUUAUGAACCUACAAUCAAAGAAAUAGUUCUGACAUUUAUAUAUAUUUAAGAGUCGUCAGUGAAAACGUGUUUUAACAUAGCAUGCGACGAUGACCUGUUAGUUUCCAAGCCUCCUAACAUUUCUGCUCGAUAGCAUCCUUCGGUAAAACACGUACUUACGUCAUAGAGUGAAACCUGUUCUAUAUCAAAUAUAUAUAGAUAUAUAUAAAACAUACAUGGACAUAAAAAAAUAUACAAGAACUUUCAGAAGAUAUAUGGAGAAAAGUGCAUGAACAACACAUAAACUUUUUGUUUGAAAUCAUAGUUUGGGUUAAAUACAUUGUAAAUAUUACAGCGGGUAGUUCUUAUUUUAGACUGGUAUUUAUUAUACUUUGUUUUGAUCUAUAGCCCAUGAACACUUCUAAAGUUGCCAUUUUAUGUUUUAACCAUUAAGUUUAACGUCAAAAAUUCGUUUUUUUUCGGUAGCAGAUAGAACUCUCUCUCUCUUUCGGCAACUUUAAAAGUGAUUGGUAAUCGUUUAUUUGAAUAAAACUAUUUAAUCGAA
Mya arenaria is the source of this 3200-nucleotide messenger RNA. RefSeq names its product protein draper-like. The coding region runs from base 127 to 2604 and encodes 825 amino acids. The transcript has 18 exons. The record is from RefSeq and is a predicted model, not a curated record. Lineage: Eukaryota; Metazoa; Mollusca; Bivalvia; Myida; Myidae.